Molecule: messenger RNA, 464 nt
Organism: Lytechinus variegatus (green sea urchin)
Lineage: Eukaryota; Metazoa; Echinodermata; Echinoidea; Temnopleuroida; Toxopneustidae
Product: dynein light chain 1, cytoplasmic-like
Exons: 2
Coding region: 137-445 (102 amino acids)
Biological process (GO): microtubule-based process
Cellular component (GO): dynein complex
Molecular function (GO): dynein light intermediate chain binding; dynein intermediate chain binding
Source: RefSeq, a predicted model, not a curated record
AGUUUGUAAUUGUUGAGACGGAGAGUUGCAGCAGAGGUCCAUUUUGAGAUUUACAAUCGUCAGGAAAGCAUCUCUGAAGAACAUUCCGCAACUUGUUUAUUUUAGUUCAUCGAUCUUAAUCACCCAAGACUUAAUCAUGAACCGAGGAGGAUCAAGCUAUUCCGGAAAGCCCGACAAGGAGUUCGAAAUCAAGAAUUCCGACAUGAGCAAAGAGAUGGAAGAUGACGCCGUCGAACUCGCGCUGUCAAUGCUCCGUGAUAAACAGAACAAACCACUCGAGAAGGACGUCGCUGCCGAACUCAAGAAGGAAUUCGACACAAAGCACGAGCCAACCUGGCAUUGCAUUGUGGGUCGUAACUACGGCAGCCACGUGACACAUGAGAAGAAUCAUUUUAUCUACUUCUACGUCGGGCGGACGGCUAUUCUUCUCUUCAAAUCUGGCUAGCUACUGGGCAUCGACCAUA